This is a messenger RNA of Lycium ferocissimum, 2158 nucleotides long. RefSeq lists its product as uncharacterized. The coding region runs from base 513 to 1853 and encodes 446 amino acids. Gene Ontology annotation, molecular function: phosphatidic acid binding. The record is from RefSeq and is a predicted model, not a curated record. NCBI's taxonomy places the organism in Eukaryota, Viridiplantae, Streptophyta, Magnoliopsida, Solanales, Solanaceae. The transcript is spliced from 2 exons.
GAAUACUCUUAAUGGUGACUGCGUUUGUGUCUAAGCGAGGCUUUCAUGCCAGGUGAUAACCAUAAUUUAAUUCAAAGAAUAAGGGGAAUUUUGAUUUAUGAAUUCAAUCAUAUAACAACAAAUACUUACUCGCACCAGAUAAGUCAUUUUAUGACCGAAGAAAGUUAAGAAUUACGCUACUAAUUUCUAACUUUCUUUGGUCAUAAAAUAAUCCAGAUGGUAUUCCCUAAUAAUAGAUGUAAUAAUAGGAUUUUGUAAUAGCUCCAAGUGAUGAUUACCAUACACUACAAAACAUAAAAUCUGGACAGUGAAUUUGAGUGACUUUAGCAGGCUUGCGUAUAAUGUGGAUCACAAAUAACAACCUUGUUUCCUACUCCAACGACUUCUAACUGUCUUUCCCCCUUUUAUGUUUCGACUAACUGCUCAUUUUUCUUGUAAGCAUUCCACCUUCUCAGAUCUCUAAUCAAGAGGAAAUUAAGCUUAGAGAAUAAUCAAGAAAAUUACCACAAACCAUGUCUUACUACCCGAGAGGCCACCGUCAAAGUGACGAUGUCCCUGAAUUCGACGAGUAUGAUCAGACUCCCUAUGGUGGUGGAUAUGAUAUCUCAUUGACAUAUGGCAGGCCAAUUCCACCUUCCGAGGAAACUUGCUAUCCUCCGACGUCCUCAACGUCUGAUGAUUUCGACUAUGAUCGUCCCCAUUACACUUCCUCUGCAGAACCCUCAGCCUAUGCUGAUGAAGCUCUUGAUAAUGAGUAUCAGAGCUAUUCCAAGCCUAAGACCCGUCCCUCGCUUUCCCGUCCAUCUAACGAUGGGGAUGAAGAUGAGAAGCCUCGUCGCAGGCCUGGAAUGAAUCGUCCUAGUGGAGGUUAUGGUGGAGAAAGCGAGUAUGGUGCGAGUGGAAUUAAAUCUGAUGAAACCGGGUAUGGAAGCCGGACUGAGUACGGGAAACCCAAAAAGGCACAUGGAUCUGGAUAUGGACGGAACGACGAGGAUGAGGAGCCUGAUACGGAAUAUGGAUCAGGUUAUGGGAGGAAAAGCAAAAAUGAUGAAGAACCUGAAUCCGAGUAUGGAUCAGGUUACGGAAGGAAAAGUGAGUAUGAGGAGAAAAGUUCGGAAUACGGGUCUGGUUAUGGACGAAAAACUGACUCUGAUGAGUAUGGAUCAAGACACAGAAGGAAAAGCGAGGACGAGGAGAAAAGCUCAGAAUAUGGUUCUGGUUAUGGACGAAAGACCAACUCUGAUGAGUAUGGAUCAGGUUAUGGAAGGAAAAGUGAGUAUGAAGAGAAAAGUUCAGAAUACGGAUCUGGUUAUGGACGAAAAACUGACUCUGAUGAAUAUGGAUCAGGAUAUCGAAAAAAAAGUGAGUACGAGGAGAAGAGUUCGGAAUACGGGUCUGGUUAUGGAAAUAAAUCUGGUGGAUAUGGGAGUGAAACUGCAUCCGGUUAUGGAUCGAGGAACAGAAGAGAGAGUGAUGACGAGGAGAAAAACUCAGAAUACAGGUCAAGUUAUGGGCGAAAGACCGACUCUGAUGAGUAUGGAUCUAGUGGAUAUGGGAAGAAAACAAACUACGGAGAGGAAGAGGACAGUGGGUAUGGCUAUGGAGAGAAAUCAACUAGUUAUGGGCGUUCAAACUAUGAGACAACGGAGAGCGAAGGGUACGGGACAUCAACAUUUGAGAGGCCUAGUUAUGGAAGGUCUGAGGAAGAGGACUACAAAAAGCCCAGCUAUGGGAGGCGUGACGAUGAUGAUGAAGGCUAUGGUCGCAAGAAAUAUGGUGAUGAUGACUCUGAGGAGGACGAGGAGAAGAAACAACGUAAGCAUCGCCACCAUCGCAAACACUCUGAUGAAUGAGCAGAGUGCUUUGUACCUGCGUCACAGAUUCAUGCCUUAUUGAAGUUUUAGUAAAUAGAAGUUGUAGUAAAUAAAACUUGGCAUGUCUUCACAGUGUUUUGUUCCAUUGCAAACACUGCUGAUUAAGUAGAGUGCUUUUGUCAUCUGCUCCAGAUUAAUGCCAUAUUACUAGUAAUUAUUAGUAAAUAAAAGUUGGCAUGUCUUCGUCGUGUUUUGUCUGUUCAGAGAAGAAAGUGUUGGUAGUUCUUUUUAGUAGUAGGUAUCUUGCUCUUCUCUACUUAAAUAAAAUCCCAGACUGUUCAGGC